Zonotrichia albicollis (white-throated sparrow) is the source of this 1130-nucleotide messenger RNA. It is a transcript of the gene ABRACL, whose product is annotated as ABRA C-terminal like. Gene Ontology annotation, biological process: regulation of actin filament-based process. The record is from RefSeq and is a predicted model, not a curated record. NCBI's taxonomy places the organism in Eukaryota, Metazoa, Chordata, Aves, Passeriformes, Passerellidae.
CAAUGGCAAUGCCUUCAGCUGUGGCAGUGGGAAUUUUUGGGACAGCCUUGGUACGAGCCUUGACUCUGACUCGGGGCUUGGCGGCAGCUUCAUUGCUUUGUAGGAGUUGGUGCAGCUCUCAGCUGAAAUGCCUGAGUCCUUGAGAGAGGACGUAAACGUUUCUAUGAGGUGAAGAGAGACAAGAGUAGAAGUGAAUGCCAUGACACAAGACAGAAAAGUUGCAUUCUUUCUGCAGCGUGCGAGGGUGCGAGGAUAUGGGCGCUGAAUGGAAACAUAGACACGCUGCAAUACAACUUUAUCGACGGUAAAUGGUGUUAAUUUAGCUCGUUCAUUUUCUUUGGAAGGAGAACUAGUUUUCUAGGAGAAUAUAAAUGUGGGGGGCGGUCCUAAAGAAUGUGGCAUGAUGUCACUGGGGAAGCCAGCGGAGAUGAGGCAUACGGGGCAUGGGACGGUGACGGAGAGUGACUGAAGCAACAAGACCACAAUGAAUGUGGAACACGAAAUUAACCUCUUAGUUGAGGAGAUUCGGCGGCUGGGAACCAAAAAUGCUGAUGGACAAGUGAGCGUGAAAUUUGGUGUGCUGUUUGCUGAUGAGAAGUGUGCCAACCUCUUUGAAGCCCUGGUGGGAACGCUUAAGGCGGCAAAACGACGAAAGAUCAUCACUUACCAAGGAGAGCUGCUUUUACAGGGCGUUCAUGACAACGUGGAUAUCAUGCUGCUGCAGGACUGAGGCAGUGUUGCAGCUGUGUGUUAAUGGAAUUGCUUGAAACAGUUUGAUCAAUCAAACAAUUGUUUGAUUUUCCACAUACUCUUAAUAAGGCUGAUCAUUCCAAGGCAUUUUGAUGUAUUUUCUAUAUCUUUAUAGUCAAAAGAAAACCGUCCUAUUUUGGAAAACAUUCCCUUUUGUAAGUCUUCCUAAAAUGGUACUGUAUCUGGGUAAUGUAAAAGAUGCCAGAUCUUUUUCUCUCUUUCCUUUUUUUUGUUUCUUUUUUUUUUCUUUUUAAUCUCAGGUAAUUCUCUCAAAUGUCUGGUGGUUAUUUUCAACAUAUGAAGAAGAGGACUGGUAAUUUAAUGUUUACAAAUGAAAAUGUGCCAUGAAAGUAUAAAAUAAAAGCACAUACUUAAAUUUG